Molecule: messenger RNA, 5228 nt
Organism: Acanthaster planci (crown-of-thorns starfish)
Lineage: Eukaryota; Metazoa; Echinodermata; Asteroidea; Valvatida; Acanthasteridae
Product: SWI/SNF-related matrix-associated actin-dependent regulator of chromatin subfamily A member 5-like
Biological process (GO): nucleosome organization
Cellular component (GO): chromatin; nucleus
Molecular function (GO): histone binding; DNA binding; ATP binding
Source: RefSeq, a predicted model, not a curated record
CCGACAAGUCCUUGUGUGCGGCGCGAGAGGGAAAUUCUGUCACUAGUAUCUUUUUUGUUUCAGACUGAUUUUACAGUUCUACUCCUCAAAAUGUCAGACAGUGAAGAAUCGCAGGGCGCACCAGCCCCACCUCUUCCUUUUGGCCAACCGCCUCCUUUCAAGUUGAAAAGUCCACCAAAGGGCAAUGACACUGGAGAGACGAAAGCAGAAUAUGAUGCCAAAAUGGCCAAGGACCGUGCCACCAGGUUUGGAUUCCUUCUCCAGCAGACAGAGAUCUUCACUCAUUUCAUGAGUACUACUAGCAGUGUGAAGUCUCCAACAAGCCCACUCAAACUGAAACCUGGGAGACCUCGCACCAAGAAAGAUGAAAAAGCCAAACUCUCCUCAGUUGGAGACCACCGCCACCGUAUGACUGAGCAGGAAGAAGAUGAGGAGCUGUUGAUGGAGUCUCGCAAGGCUACCAGCGUUAUUACUCAGUUUGAGAAGUCGCCAUCAUACAUCAAGAAUGGAGAGAUGCGUGAUUACCAGAUCCGAGGCCUCAACUGGAUGAUUUCCCUUUAUGAACAUGGCAUUAAUGGCAUAUUGGCAGAUGAAAUGGGUCUUGGUAAGACUCUUCAGACCAUCUCUCUCCUGGGUUACAUGAAGCAUUACCGUAACAUCCCCAGCCCUCAUCUGAUCAUCUGUCCCAAGUCCACAUUAGCCAAUUGGAUGGCAGAGAUAGAACGCUGGUGUCCAUCACUACGAGGGGUGUGCCUCAUAGGAGAUCAGAAUACGAGGGCAGCAAUUAUACGAGAUGUCAUGAUGCCAGGAGAGUGGGAUGUUUGCAUCACUUCCUAUGAGAUGGCAAUCAGGGAGAAAUCUGUCUUUAAGAAGUUCAACUGGCGUUAUUUAGUCAUUGAUGAGGCGCACCGCAUCAAGAAUGAAAAGUCAAAGCUUUCAGAGAUUGUGCGUGAGUUCAAGACAACAAACCGUCUGCUACUGACUGGUACCCCGCUUCAGAACAACCUGCAUGAGUUGUGGUCACUUUUGAACUUUCUACUCCCUGAUGUCUUCAAUUCUUCGGAGGACUUUGAUGCCUGGUUCUCAACAGAGGGUUGUCUGGAUACUGACAAUACCCAUUUGGUGUCUCGCUUACAUGCGGUUCUGCGGCCAUUUUUGUUGAGACGUCUGAAGUCAGAUGUAGAGAGAGGCCUACUACCCAAGAAAGAAACCAAGAUCUAUGUCGGUCUGAGCAAGAUGCAGCGAGAAUGGUACACGAAAAUUCUAAUGAAGGAUAUUGAUGUUGUCAACGGGGCAGGCAAGAUAGAGAAAGUUCGUUUAAUGAAUAUUCUGAUGCACCUGCGUAAAUGCUGCAACCACCCUUACCUGUUUGAUGGUGCUGAACCUGGCCCUCCAUUCACCACUGAUAAGCAUCUGGUAGACAAUGCAGGCAAACUGGUGGUCCUUGACAAACUCCUGGGUAAACUUAAAGAAGAUGGCUCGCGAGUCCUCAUCUUCAGCCAAAUGACUCGUGUCUUGGACAUCUUGGAGGAUUAUUGCACCUGGCGAGGUCACAGUUACUGCCGAUUGGAUGGACAAACCCCCCACGAGGACAGACAGAGGAGCAUUAAUAAUUUCAACAUGCCGGGUAGUGACAAAUUUGUCUUCAUGCUAAGCACAAGGGCCGGUGGUCUGGGUAUCAACUUAGCUACUGCUGACAUAGUUGUCCUGUAUGACAGUGAUUGGAAUCCUCAGGUGGAUCUUCAGGCUAUGGAUCGCGCUCAUCGUAUUGGACAGAAAAAGCAGGUCCGUGUCUUCCGUUUAAUCACUGAGAACACCGUGGAGGAGCGCAUUGUGGAGAGGGCUGAGAUGAAAUUACGACUUGACAAUAUUGUCAUUCAGGCAGGUCGUCUGGUGGAUCAGAACGUGAAGGUAAAUAAGGAUGAAGCUCUUGCUAUGAUCCGAUAUGGAGCUAACUUCAUCUUCUCCUCCAAGGAUUCUACUGUCACAGAUGAGGAUAUUGAUGGCAUCUUGGAGAGAGGUGCUAAAAAGACAGAAGAGAUGAAGAAGAAAUUGGAGAAGUUGGGCGAGUCAGCUUUGGGCAACUUUACCCUGGACACCAACGAAAGCAUCUACUCCUUUGAGGGUCAAGACUUCCGAGAGAAACAGAAAAACACGAGCAUCAACUGGAUUGAGCCACCAAAGAGAGAACGCAAGGCAAACUACGCUGUAGAUGCAUACUUCAGGGAAGCACUGAGAGUCAGUGAGCCCAAAGCACCAAAGGCACCAAGGCCUCCUAAACAGCCCAAUGUCCAAGAUUUUCAAUUCUUCCCUCCGAGGCUCUUUGAACUUCUGGACAAGGAGAUUUAUUCAUACAGGAAGAUGAUUGGCUAUAAGGUGCCCCUGAACCCUGAGGUUCCCCAUCCAGCACAGGCUCGUAAGGAGGAACAGAGGAAGAUUGAUGAGGCCGAGCCAUUGAAUGAAGAGGAAAUGCAAGAGAAGGAAGAUUUGCUCACUCAGGGUUUCACCAAUUGGUCCAAGCGUGACUUCAACCAGUUCAUUAAAGCCUGUGAGAAGUAUGGACGAGAUGAUGUGGACAACAUCUCCAGGGAUGUAGAGGGGAAGACACCUGAAGAGGUGCAAGAAUACAUGGCUGUGUUCUGGGAUCGUUGUCAUGAGCUGACAGAUAUUGAAAAGAUUAUGGCACAGAUAGAACGAGGAGAAGCCAAGAUACAACGGAAGAUCAGCAUCAAGAAGGCCCUAGACUCCAAGAUGGCUAGGUACCGAGCUCCCUUCCACCAGUUGCGUCUCUCCUACGGUACCAAUAAAGGCAAGAACUGGACAGAGGAAGAAGAUCGCUUCUUGGUCUGCAUGUUGCACAAGCUGGGUUUUGACAAGGAGAAUGUCUACGAUGAGCUGCGGACAGCUGUCCGACAGGCACCCCAGUUCAGAUUUGAUUGGUUUCUGAAGUCACGAACAGCUAUGGAGCUGCAAAGACGCUGCAACACACUGAUCACAUUGAUUGAGCGUGAGAACCAAGAGUUGGAAGAGCGUGAGAAGGCCGAGAAAAAGAAACAGGUCAGGGCAAAAGGAGGCAUGCCAACACCAAAGGGGAAAGGAGAGAAGAGAAAGGCUGAAGCUGCUCCAGAUCCUCGCAACAAGUCCAAGAAGAAGAAGUAAGCAGAUUAAUUAGAUAAGAAUGAAGUACUCAGUUGAUAGGGCUUCACUUGUACCACGUAGUCAACUCUUGUUAAACCUUGGGUUUGCUUCAACCUGAUUUAUAUUUACCUGGGCUCCAAAUGGACCAUUACUGUGAAAAAACUUGGUGUUUGACAGAUCAAGUUGUCUUGAAUGGGUUCUAAGUCACUGAUCUGUUUCAGGUCUGGUUUGAACUGAUUCAAGUGAAUCAGAAUUUAAGGUAUAACCUGCUUAAACUUGCUGACACAUGAUUGGUGAUGUUCUAAGUGAUUCAAGAUGCUGAGAUCAUUUUGAACUGGUUCAAACCAAAUCAGUUUUGGUUGAGCCCUUUAAAAUGGCCACUUUUACAAGAAGGUAACUUGAGCACCAGCAGUUGUAAUAUUUGUGUGAACUGGAUGCUGCUGCUUUAUAGUGUUAAAUUUGGCUCAUAAUUGUUGUGGCAGAUCAGACCUAUUUAAAACUGGUGUAAGAAGACCUGCCUGUAGGAUUCAUUAGUUAGACAGACCUUUUAGUUUAAAUGGUGUGAAACUUGAGAAAUGUUAUGAUUGAUUGAACUUUUUAAGAUUGGAAGCUACAGUUAGUUUGUUACGUAAUGUGAUUUUAAAACAGAAUAAGUGUGUGUCAUAUCACUGAAAAAGGUCAGUCAACGGAUAAAUCAAAUUUCAAAACUGAUUGAUUUUACACUGGUGUUGCCAACAUACUGACUGUCUGUUAUGCUUUUAUUUCCUUUGUGUUCAAUCAUUGUUGCUAUGGAAGUGUGAGAUGCACAGUGGAUUCGAUUCCCCUGUGUUAUUUAUUGAGGAUAUUCACAGAACACUAAUAGGAAAAUGAUGACAUAUUUAAGCUGAAAGACCUAUUGUAUAUAAAACCUUAAAAAGGAUUUUCAUGAUACACCACUCCUUAUUUAGAGUAAAUCCUAGUUUCAUCAGUUCCUACCAGCUUUUUUAACAUUUAGUUCCCAGUUUUGAAGGUUUGUAAUUCCUAAAAUCACUUAGAAGAAGCAAUUAUGUCAAUCACCCACACUCCACACUGUUUUAGCCCCUCCCCAAUCCAACUCCCUCUGUCCCCCUUCUCAGUAUGUAAAUAAUACAUUGUUAUGUUCAGUAUCUACCCCCUCCCCCCCAAAAAAAAGUAACAGAAAGUUACAUAGGAAAGAUAAGAGUCUGUAAAAUGAAAAGCAGAGUGCUUUUUGUCAUUUGGAUCGUCUUACUGUUUUUUUUACGUCUUGUGGCAUGGUAUUCAAGGGACUUGUUCCUGAUUGAUCCCAGUUAUGAACAUGUAUUAGCAGUCCCUUGUAAAACAUCUAUUCAGAGAGGUUUCAUGUGGGAUUAAUAGUGUAAGCGCGAGUAAUUACCUGUUUAAAAAUGGCUCUUUUUCAUAUCUGGAUGCCCUAUAUAUUGUGUAUUGACUUUUGUAAGUUGUAGGCUUUAAUUUGCUCAUAAAAUAUUUAUUUUGCCCUUUUUGCUUGGCUUUUAGAGGUCAGCACAGUAUUGUCUGUCUUUCCUGGUUACGAAUGACAUGAAUGCAUUCCACAUAAUUUUUUUAUCUCAACAUAAGUUUUUGAAAGUGUUGUAAGAAGUUUAACUUUAAUAUUUCUACUUUCUCCUGAUUCAGAAAGUUUUUGAAAGCUUUCAGUUCUCAGAUAACCAGACUGAUACAAACAAAUUUACAGAAACGUAGUGAAUAUUUGCCUCUUUUCAUACUUUUCCCUGGUAAAUAUUAUGAAUGCAAGUAUACAUCAACAUGUCAGCUUGAUUAACAGUAACAUUUGUUUUGCUUAAGUCAUUGUAAAAUUUAAAAAUUGCUUAACAAUCACUGUUUGCUACUGAAAAACGCACUGUUUCCGCAUAGCUUCAAAAAUGCUUUUGUUACCUUGUCACAGUGUAUGUGUUACAAGUUGUGAUUUUUGCUUUGUGGAUUUAUUUAGCAAUUAUGUUAUUUGGCCUGCACUUACACCUUUGAAGGGCAUAACUUAAGUUGACUCUGUAUUUAUGCAUAAUUAUGUGCGUUUCAUAUCUAGUACUAGAAAUAAAAUACACGUUAACUGUAAA